GCCGACGGACUGACGGACGGGGCGACAGACAGGAAGAGGGGACAGGAAGUCGCGCGGGCUCUUCCAUCCUUUCGAGCGGGCGGCGGCGGCCGCUGCUGCGGGGCUGCCCGGAGCCACUCCUCGCCGUCGACCGACGCCUCGCCGGCGGGAGAAGCCACAACCCGGAUAUGGCUCGUGGACAGCAGAAAAUCCAGUCACAACAGAAAAAUGCCAAAAAGCAAGCUGGACAGAAAAAGAAGCAAGGCCACGAUCAGAAGGCUGCAGCUAAAGCUGCCUUAAUAUACACAUGCACCGUCUGCAGGACACAGAUGCCAGAUCCCAAGACCUUCAAGCAGCACUUUGAGAGCAAGCAUCCCAAAACCCCACUUCCUCCAGAAUUAGCUGAUGUUCAGGCAUAAAGUUCACUGGUGAAUUCGUGGAAUCUAUUGACUCUUCUAUUGUCAGACAUUACGUAACAAAUCUGCAGCUGCUUUCUUAACAAACUGUUGAUCAGCAGAAAAAUGAAGGGGCUAUAGAAACAUUCAUAUUUUUAUGCUGUUCCUUGGGCUUCAUGUAAAGACAACUCUGUGUAAUUGUACAGUUGUGCCCUACUUGGAAAUCUGGAAAUUGGUUCAUUCUAAAAAGAAAUUACAGUUGUAAUUAUAUUGAUGUUCAUAUUGUGUAAAAUAACUCAUUUAAUAAAGUAGUACUUUGAUUUUACAAUAUCACAGGUCAAAUGCUUGUAGAAAUUCUAUUUCCAUGUUUCAUUUGCCUUAUAAAACUUCAACAAGUGAACUUCUCACUCUGCCAAAAAUUAGGUAGCUUAGUUAGGGUAGAUUCAUUGCUGUUUAUAAAGUCCAUUAGAAACAAGGAAAUAAUUUCUCCAUUCAAUAUGAUACCUGCUUGAGCGUGA
Pseudonaja textilis is the source of this 892-nucleotide messenger RNA. It is a transcript of the gene ZNF706, whose product is annotated as zinc finger protein 706. NCBI's taxonomy places the organism in Eukaryota, Metazoa, Chordata, Lepidosauria, Squamata, Elapidae. The record is from RefSeq and is a predicted model, not a curated record.